AUGGGCGGGGUAGUGGCGGACGACAGGACUACUACGGAAUUCACCUCUGAAAUUCCCGCGAUAGUUACUCAAGGGCUUACCCGGCAAUUCGGCAGAGUUACCGCCCUUAAUAAAGUGAGUCUGGUAGUUCCUUCUGGAACUGUCCUGGGGCUCUUGGGUCCUAACGGUUCCGGCAAGACCACCUUGCUCAGCAUUCUGGCGGGAUUCAUUGCUCCAACCGCCGGCAACUUUCAAUUGUUGGGCCAAUCCGACCACAGCGAGGCGCUGGCACGGACAGGUUCGCUUAUCUCCCGUCCUCUCUUGUGGCCCCACCUGACCUGCCGAGACAACUUGCGCUGCGUUCAGGGCAUAACCGGGGGCGAGUCAGACAUGGACGAAGUGGACCGCCUGCUCGCCGAGGUGGGCUUGGACGGCAGUGCGACCAAUCGCAAAUUCGGCCAGUGUUCCACCGGAAUGAGACAGCGUCUGGGCAUCGCCACCGCCCUGCUGGGCAAACCUGACCUGCUCCUGCUGGACGAACCCACCACAGGUCUGGACCCGGAGGGAAUGGUGGAAAUCCGGAACCUGAUCCGUGAAUUGGGAAACGCGCCGGGGCGCUCCAUAAUAAUGUCCAGUCAUUUGCUCCACGAAGUCGAACUCACCUGCGACCACUACGCGAUCAUCUUUCGAGGGAACCUGGUGGACCAGGGCCCCUUAACAAAUACACCCCCACCUGCUUCGGCCGUUCAAUUAAACACCACGGACAAUAAGCGCGCCCUUGAUUGCCUCGUCAAUAAGGGCUGGACCGCCUCCACCAACUCACGGGACACGGUCCAGCACCAAUCCUUGCUGGUGGAAAUACAGCCUGGCGCCGAAUGGAAGGUGGCCAGGGACCUGGCGGAGUUUGGCAUUUAUCCCUCAGACAUGCGCCCGUCUGAACCGACCCGUUUUACCGGAUCGCUGGAGGGAAAGUACCUGGCUGCUGUGGGCCGUGGGGAAGUUGAAGGUGUCCAGCAAGAAUGA
Messenger RNA from Geodia barretti, 1002 nucleotides. The record is from the annotation of a GenBank genome assembly. Lineage: Eukaryota; Metazoa; Porifera; Demospongiae; Tetractinellida; Geodiidae.